Molecule: messenger RNA, 2311 nt
Organism: Carassius auratus (goldfish)
Lineage: Eukaryota; Metazoa; Chordata; Actinopteri; Cypriniformes; Cyprinidae
Product: BTB/POZ domain-containing protein KCTD12-like
Exons: 2
Coding region: 541-1860 (439 amino acids)
Biological process (GO): regulation of G protein-coupled receptor signaling pathway; protein homooligomerization
Cellular component (GO): signaling receptor complex
Molecular function (GO): protein binding
Source: RefSeq, a predicted model, not a curated record
GUCGGCUCGAGGGAAUAUUACGGUCCGGUCGCGGUGCGCGCAGCGAGAGAACGCGCGAGACGCUCAGCUUCACGACGCUUUGUUAUUUACAUCUGUCUCUUCAGAGGACAUUUUACUGACGUUUUCUCAACAGGCGUCACUUUAGAUGCAUUUCCCUCCGUGCUUGUUCUGUGUGCUUCAUAAUAGCUGUCUGUGAAUCAGAGCUUGUCUGCAUGUUUAAGAGCUUCGAGUAUGGACAUGGACAAAUGAAAGGGACAUCAUCUGAUAACUCCACGCAGCGUUUGACAUCGGUGAGCGUUUCUGAGCCGCGUGCGCAAACACACGUGAUGUAAAACCCUUUGCUGACGGAUUAUUAUUAUGCAUAAAUUGUGUUUUGACUGUGAUGUUGAAAUGGAGACGUGUUGUGAGUUCAUUGGAAUAUAUCUGACAUUACAUUAUUGAUAUCAAAACAACACUUACAUUAGCGUACAAAGUGUGAGUUUUUUUCCUACUUUUUAAAGUUUCGGUUCUUUCAUCAAGUGUUUGUCUUGUAUCUGAAACAUGGCUUUAAAUGCCAAUGCUGUUAGCCUUCCAGUCGAAGACGUGUCCUUCCCUGAAAUCAUUGAGCUGAACGUGGGGGGUCAGGUGUACAUCACGCGCGUCUCGACUCUGACCAGCGUGCCGGACUCGCUCCUGUGGGAGAUGUUCAGUCAGAAGAGCACCAGCAGUCUGGCGCGAGACACCAAAGGCCGUUUCUUCGUGGACCGAGACGGAUUCCUGUUCCGGUAUAUUCUGGACUACAUGCGAGACGGUCAGCUGGUGCUCCCGGAGCACUUCCCCGAGCGAGGCCGUCUGCAGCGAGAGGCCGAGUUCUUCCACCUCCCUGAGCUGGUGAAGCUGCUGGCCCCCAAGCUCACCAAACAGAGCUCUCUAGGGGACGAGGGCUGUCAGAGCGACCCCGAGGACCCCUCGCCCGGGGCCGACGUCGCCCGCAGCCUCGGGGCCGCUCCCUGCUCCGGCGACGGGAAGUGCUCCGGCUUCAUCACCAUCGGCUACCGGGGCUCCUACACGCUCGGCCGGGACAGCCAAACAGACGCCAAGUUCAGACGCGUGGCUCGGAUCAUGGUGUGUGGGAAGACCUCUCUCGCUAAGGAGGUUUUCGGGGAAACGCUGAACGAGAGCCGCGACCCCGAUCGCCCUCCAGAGCGCUACACGGCGCGCUAUUACCUAAAGUUCACUUUCCUGGAGCAGGCUUUCGACCGGUUGGCGGACGCCGGCUUCCACAUGGUGGCCUGUAACUCCACAGGGACCUGCGCCUUCGCUCACGAGCAGACUGACGACAAGAUCUGGGCCAACUACACCGAAUACGUAUUCUACCGAGGCAAAGCACCCAUGUCCCCCUGCUUCAGUGAUCCAGAUAUCGACAGAGCAGCAGAGGAGACCAUAUACAACCCACAUACGUCUAACGUCUGUAGCCAGGAUGACACAAACAUUGCCCUUGACCUAGACGAUGAAUCUCUUUCAGACCCCCUUCCGCCUCUCCCUCCACCCCUUUCACCCCUGGACAGCCCUGAACUGCCUUUGCCCCGCGAACCAAGCCCCCCUGCACUGCCCGCAUGUAGUCCAGCACGACCCACCACUUUGCCUUUGAAGACACUGCCCCGACCCAUGCCCAGCAACACCACCGCCUCCAUCACCACCUCCAUCAUCACCAGGGAGAACGGUGGACCGCUGAGCAAAGACCCAGAAGAGGAGAGGAAGCUGAUGGAGGAAGAGCUAAAGAAAUGCAUUGAUGAUUUCAGGAAAAUACGCAUCCCAAAACUUUUCCCAGACCGCAAGAGACACUGGCAGAGUGAUCUGCUCAAAAAAUAUAAUGCAUAAUAUGGAUAAACCACCCUGCUGAAAACACCAGCAAAACAAACACGAUCUACACAGUGUUAUGCAUGCCAUCUAAAUACUACUUUGUGUCAGUAUUUAUUUGAUUGUUCCUUAAUCAUUUUGAAAACAGUUUUUAAAUGUUAUGUUAUUUCCUGAUUAAGUGUCAUUUUCAGUAGAAACCUAAUUGUUACCGUUAGUUAUGUGAGGUUAUUUUAGUUAUUUUAGAGCUCACAAUCUACCUGCCAUGCUCCAGCCGUUAGGAAUGAUGUGAGAGCGAGUCAAUCAUUUUCAUUAAAUCAAGUGACAACUCAUGAAUUGCUGCUUUAUUAGCUUCACAAAAAGUCAACUAGCUGCAGUGGAAAGACAAUGUUAGUCAAACCAGAUUUGUAUUGCUGGUCAGCAUCACAAACAGGAAUUAAAGGGGUAUUUGAUGCUUUUUUAAAGAUCAUUAUUU